Molecule: messenger RNA, 1482 nt
Organism: Conger conger (European conger)
Lineage: Eukaryota; Metazoa; Chordata; Actinopteri; Anguilliformes; Congridae
Product: insulinoma-associated protein 1a-like
Exons: 1
Coding region: 73-1356 (427 amino acids)
Biological process (GO): negative regulation of transcription by RNA polymerase II; neuron differentiation; regulation of cell cycle process
Cellular component (GO): transcription repressor complex; nucleus
Molecular function (GO): RNA polymerase II cis-regulatory region sequence-specific DNA binding; DNA-binding transcription repressor activity, RNA polymerase II-specific
Source: RefSeq, a predicted model, not a curated record
UUACGUUGUGAAGAAAAUUGGUUUCCACGUCUUAACGUUAACUGUUUUGUGUGCGGAGUAUUAACCUUCACGAUGCCACGUGGUUUUUUGAUAAAGCGCAGGAAAAAGACUGGAGCCAUCUCUUACAGGGUAAGAGAUGAUUGUUUGUCGCAAGGGUCCCAAGUGUUCGCCUUUGCCUCGGACAUGCCUCGCACUAUGGACAGAGCACUGAACAACACCGCAGCCUUGCCAUCAGUUUGCAGCAGCUAUAUUCAAAAUAUACCGGACAGGCUCAAAUUCGGCGGGAUGCCCGAAGCUGAAUGCGCACCGACCCUGAGUCCAAACCGGCCUGUCAGCGCAGAUUACCCUCAGUAUUGUCCUUCGGGAGAUUGCCUUGACAGAAAACUUAACUCCAGCUCACCGGUUCAGGCCGAAUCCUUUCCGGAACCAAGCCUCACAAUUAACGGCUCUCCAAGGACAUGUCUCCCUUCUUUGGCAGAAAUGACAACGAAACUUGGUUCCAUGUACAGCGAUUCAGUUCCUAUCGCUGUGAAGCGACCCGCUUCUUCAAGCACCAAAGCAAAGCAUGCGAACCCAAAAAAGCACAGGCCUUCAAGCUCAACCCUGGCAGAGAAAAAACAGGUACACCGGGAUGACGUCACUACAUCUCCAGUCCUUGGGUUGCGCAUCAAAGAAAGCCCAGAUGAGGAUGCAAAGCCGCGCUCCAAUAGCCCUCUUGGAGAGUUUAUUUGUCAACUUUGCAAGGAGAGAUACUCGGACCCUUUAACCUUAGCGCAACAUAAGUGUUCAAGAAUCGUUAGGGUCGAGUACCGGUGCACUGAAUGUGAUAAAGUCUUCAGCUGUCCAGCCAACUUGGCUUCCCAUCGGCGCUGGCACAAGCCGAGGAGCGCACAUCCUAACGGCAGCUCAACGGAAAGCGAGGACAGCCGGUCCAUCUCUGUGCCAGCCGUCCAGGAUCACAGCGUCAACAUCAGGGAAGCAAGCACACCUUCUCCGCAGCUGUCAGACCCUGGAUCCGAAGAAGAGAUGACGUUCGACUGUCCGCAGUGCUUUAAGAAGUUCCGGCGACAAGCGUACCUGAGGAAACACCUGGCGCUACACAACAGGCAGUCAGCCGGUCUGCACCAGAAAGGCACGAAUUCCACAGUGAAGAAGGCAAGACCAAACUCAAUCGAUACCGGCCUGGUCUACCUCGGGGGAGAGUCGUCGAUGACAGAAACUUCGGGGGCUGGUGAGGUGUACCCAUGCAGAUUCUGUGGGGAGGAUUUCUUCUCCUCGCCUGGGCUGACGAGACACAUCAACAAAACUCACCCAACAGAAACCAGGCAGGUUAUUCUACUGUCUCUAACAGGCUGACAUCUGCAAAAAUCCUCCGACGUACCAAAUUAGAGUGAAGACUAUCGUCCACAUGCUUUUGCCUUCAUCAAAAACUUUGUUCAUGUCUUCACAGAAAUUGUUUUCUUUAUUUGUACUGUUGUCUUG